AUGGUUUGUUCUUCACAAUAUCAUCUCUCCUUGUUCCUCCUCCUCCUCCUCUCUCUAUUUUUCACUCUUUCUUCCUCCCACUCCCACUCUAUAACUUUAUCCCUCUCCUCCCCUACAAAGACCCACCACCUGUCGGCCGCGAUCGACCGCCAAUGGCAACAGCUUCUACAGAAGGCCGCCCACGAAUCCCGCAAAAUCUCCUCCAUUUCGCCCAUCUUCGCCAGCAGGGACGGCGUGUACACUUUCCCCCUCAACUUCGGCACGCCGCCACAAACCCUUCCGUUCGCCCUCACGAGUAGCGGCGACCUCACCUCGUUCCCAUGCGAGGCCAACUACUCGUGCGUGAAAUGCACGGUCGACCCCAAGGAUAUUAUCGUAUUCAUGCCUAACCAAUCCAACUCGUCGUCUCUGGUACACUGUGACGACCCGUUACUGAAUAACACCGUCUCCUCAAAUCUAAUUCCGGUUUGCACCGAAUGCAUCUCAGACGACUCGUGCUCCAACCAACUCGCGGAGUACGCCGACGACGAAGAUGGCUCGAUUGCGACGUCGGGGGUUAUUUUGUCCGAGACCCUAACCCUACCCAGAGGAGAGAAGGAGCCGGCCAAGCGCAAUAUCCUCGUUGGGUGCGCUUCCAAGUCGGAGGGAUGGCCACAAGGUAUAGGGAUCGUUGGGUUCGGCCGCGUCCCUUCGUCCCUCGCGUCACAACUCAAUCUCACGAAAUUCUCCCAUUGUUUUGUCUCCAAGCGAUACGAAGGAAACCACAAUGUAAGCGGCGCUUUGGUUCUCACUUGGGGGGAAGAUAACGACGAAAGAGAUCAAAACAAAAAAGAUACCAAAGGCAUUCGCUACACUCCGUUGAGAAAGUUCAAGAACGCGACGUGGCAAAACGCGUGUUACUAUGUCGACGUAGAGAAGAUCGUGGUCGGGAGAGUCAAGGUGGAGGUCCCGAAGGAGUAUCUGGUCGCGGACGAGGCUGGAAUCGGGGGAAUGAUGGUGGAGGCGGGGUACACGGUUUCGUUCAUGGACAAGCACGUGUUCGAACCGUUGGUGCGGGAGUUUGUGAAGCAAGUCGGGAAGAAGUACAAAAGGGCUAAGGAGGUGGAGAAGGAGUUUACGUACAAGCCAUGUUAUAAUAUCGGUUCAAAGGGUAUAAAAGGUAUGCCGAAAAUGGGUUUCGGUUUUGAAGGGGGGGUCGAGUUGGUUGUGCCGUUGGAAAAUUUCUUUUCGUAUUGGAACGACUCGGUCAUAUGCAUGACGAUAUUGUCGGAUGAUAAUGAGACGACGGGAGAUGAGCUAGACGGGCCUGCGAUCGUGUUGGGUCAGUGGCAGAUGCAGAAUGUUUACGUGGAAUACGAUUUGGCCAACAAUCGUCUUGGGCUCCAGCUCAGAAGCUGCUCAAAAGGUUCUUAA
Striga hermonthica is the source of this 1413-nucleotide messenger RNA. The record is from the annotation of a GenBank genome assembly. Lineage: Eukaryota; Viridiplantae; Streptophyta; Magnoliopsida; Lamiales; Orobanchaceae.